Messenger RNA from Photinus pyralis (common eastern firefly), 778 nucleotides. Its product is annotated as glutathione S-transferase-like. Gene Ontology annotation, biological process: glutathione metabolic process. Bases 1 to 636 code for a protein of 211 amino acids. The transcript has 5 exons. NCBI's taxonomy places the organism in Eukaryota, Metazoa, Arthropoda, Insecta, Coleoptera, Lampyridae. Gene Ontology annotation, molecular function: glutathione transferase activity. The record is from RefSeq and is a predicted model, not a curated record.
AUGACUGAAGCCCCACAACCGGAACCGGGACCGGAAUCCUUUAAAAAUAAUUCUACCGAAAUAGUGCGGAACCGGAACCUGUAUUUCAUAUUUAGGCAAUUGGUACACAAAAACCUACACCAAUUGUCACAUCCAGGAGCGAAGGCCACCUACAGGCCCAUAGCGAAAAAGUUCGUAUGGGCUAAUAGCGAAAAAGGAAAGCCAGAAUACACAGAAAUCGAGGCAGAAGACGCGACGCCUAAACGCUUUAAACUGACGGGGGCUAACGACAUCGAGGACUUGGAAAUCGAUGCAGUAGUCGAUACUGUGAUGGAUUUGAAAGCAAAAAUUGUCGAGUAUUUCUACGAAGAAGAUGCGGCCGUUAAAGAGAGGCGUAGAAAACCGCUUUUCGAGGAGAUUCUCCCCUUCUACAUGAAACGCAUGGAGGCUGCCGCGAAGAAAAACAAGAGCCACCUUGCAGCUGGCAAGCUCACGUGGGCCGAUGUGCAUUUUGUUGGAAUUGUGGAUUACUUAAGCUUUAUGAUUGGAAGGGAUCUGCUGGCGGAUUGCCCCAGUCUUCAGGUCCUGCAGAAAACUGUUUUGAAGCUUCCUGGAAUUAAGGAAUGGGUGGUUAAGCGUCCCGUUACGGAUUAUUAAUUAUAUACUGUUGGAAAAUAACGCUACCGUUAAAAUCAGAUCUCCAUCCCGCAAAUUCCCGAACAGCAGACACCUUUUGCAGGGGUGAAAUUAUGCCGACAAUAGUAUGUUAUAUUAUAAGGAGUUAAAGUGAUACUUUUAA